GAUAAGAUUUAUUAAAAUAGUAUAUAUUGGAAUUGAGUUCAACCUCAAAUCAAUAACUCAAAAUGUACGCCAAAAUUACUUUAGCAGCCCUACUUGUAUGUGCUCUGUACAACGGAGCCUACGCUAAUUUAGUAAACUGUGAAGAUCUCAACGAACCUGGUGUACUUGUAAGUUGGCUUUAUGAAGAAGCUCCAGCAAAAGGGAACUUCACACUUAGAGCACCCGAAUUUGGGGAAACAGAGACCCCAAUCUCAUGCAUAUUUUUUGAUGCCCCUUCAGAUCUAUACAAUGUUGAAAUAUCAGACGGAGGUCUAGGUAAAAACUUCGUCGAAUUACAAAUUACACCAGCCGAGGAUCUUACGGACGAUCGUCACCACCACCAUGAUGAUGACGAUGAUGACGAUGAUGACAAAAUCUAUUAUCAAUUAAGCGUUUUCAGACAACCAGAUGAUUUGAUUGAAGCUUAAGUUAUUAUGUAACUCUACUACUUUUAUUUUAUGAUGAAUAAAAAGCUUUUGUCGA
Diorhabda sublineata is the source of this 522-nucleotide messenger RNA. RefSeq lists its product as uncharacterized. NCBI's taxonomy places the organism in Eukaryota, Metazoa, Arthropoda, Insecta, Coleoptera, Chrysomelidae. The transcript has 3 exons. The record is from RefSeq and is a predicted model, not a curated record. The coding region runs from base 63 to 467 and encodes 134 amino acids.